AAACAAUGGCAGCGUUAAGCCACCGCAUACGUAGCUUCACGCGGCGCUUCUCCUCCACCCGGAACACUCAAAGAAGCGGCGGAGCCACCAAGAUACCCACACUCUACGGAAGCCCAGAGAUAGAAUCGAAUUCCACAACCCUCCAGCUCCUCUCGUGGGGACGAGGCGCGUCGGGUCAGCUCGGCGGCGGAAUCGAGGAGAUUCGAAUGUAUCCGUCUCCGGUCGCUAACCUUCUCCUUCGCUCCGAUCAAUCCUUCUCUCUGGCCCAAACGCCUGGAAGAAUCGACGCCGAUCCACCGAAAAACGGGUCGGGUUUUCGGGUUGGAAUCUCUUGCGGGUUGUUCCAUUCGGGUUUGACGAUCGACGGAGAUCUGUGGAUUUGGGGAAAAGGAGACGGCGGGAGGCUAGGUUUUGGCCAAGAGAAUUCAGUCUUCGUCCCCAACUUAAACCCGCUUUUCGAAGAGCAUUCGAUUCGUUGUGUCGCUCUCGGUGGUUUGCAUUCGCUGGCUUUAACCCAUAAAGGAGAUGUUUUCACUUGGGGUUAUGGCGGUUUUGGUGCGCUUGGACAUUCGGUUUACACCAGAGAACUCGUCCCUCGACGUGUUGACGGCUCUUGGGAUUGUAAAAUCUCUGCCAUUGCAACCAGUGGAACACACACUGCUGCUAUUACUGAAUCAGGAGAGCUAUAUAUGUGGGGUAGAGAGGAAGGAGACGGUAGGUUAGGGCUCGGGCCAGGCCGAGGACCAAAUGAAGGUGGUGGGCUUAGUGUUCCCUCAAAGGUCAAAGCUUUAACAGUUCCCGUAGCCUCUGUCUCAUGUGGUGGUUUCUUCACAAUGGCUCUUACACAAGAGGGACAACUAUGGAACUGGGGAGCAAAUUCCAAUUAUGAACUCGGCCGUGGUGAUAACUUGGGAGGUUGGGAACCAAUACCAGUUCCCAGUUUAGAAGGCGUUCGUAUUUCCCAGAUUGCGUGUGGUGGUUAUCACUCUCUUUCAUUAACCGAGGAAGGUAAAGUACUCUCGUGGGGCCAUGGUGGCCAUGGCCAAUUGGGUAAUUCUUCGCUACGAAACCAGAAAAUUCCUACAGAAAUCGAAGCAUUUGCAGACAAAAAGAUCGUCUUCAUCGCUUGUGGAGGUUCCUCUUCUGCAGCGAUAACAGAUGAAGGUAAACUCUGGAUGUGGGGUAACGCUAAAGAUUUCCAACUAGGAGUUCCAGGAGUCCCGGAGAUCCAAACUUCUCCAGUCGAAGUCAACUUCUUAACUGAAGAAGAAGAUGAGCUAGAAUCGCACAAGGUUGUCUCAGUCUCCAUUGGUGCUUCUCAUGCGUUGUGUCUGGUCUCAAGAUCACACUAAUAAACACUUUGAUAGACCAUAAAGAAAACAGAAAAAAAAAAAAACAGUGACACCGUACAUUAAG
Eutrema salsugineum is the source of this 1416-nucleotide messenger RNA. Its product is annotated as ultraviolet-B receptor UVR8. The transcript has 6 exons. NCBI's taxonomy places the organism in Eukaryota, Viridiplantae, Streptophyta, Magnoliopsida, Brassicales, Brassicaceae. The record is from RefSeq and is a predicted model, not a curated record. The coding region runs from base 6 to 1352 and encodes 448 amino acids.